UUAAUAACUUGUCAAGCCUUCAUUACGAGUCAACCAUAUUCUUCACAUCCGGCGCACGUGUGUUUGCUUUUGUACAUUUCCCAAAUUAUCAUUCCAUUUAAUUAUAUCAAUUAUAAUUCGAAGGUUCGAACUUAAAUCAUGGAAGAAGAUGAUAAAACCAGUUUGUGGAUUAAGAAAAUUAGCUAUGUUUCACCGAUUGCUCGACCACUAGCCUCAAGAAAAUUAACGAAAAGAAUAAACAAGGUUGUUAAAAAAGCUAGCAAAACAAAAUCAUUGCGGAAAGGUGUCAGAGAGGUACAAAAGUUUAUAAGACGAGGAGAAAAGGGGUUAGUGAUUUUAGCAGGUGACAUCAGUCCUAUUGAUAUCUACAGCCACAUUCCUAUCAUGUGUGAAGACAACCAGAUUUCUUAUUGUUAUGUUCCUUCCAAAGAUGAUCUUGGUGCCGCAUGUGGAACAAUACGGCCAGUCAGUUUGGUAAUGAUAAAUAAAAAUGAAGCAUUUGAAGAGCUGUACACAGAAUUGCAUGAGGAAAUGAAAACUUUGCCGGUUCCUAUUUGAUUUGUAUUUUUCUAAAAUAAAUUAUAUAUCAAAUUUUAAAAUUUUUAUUUAA
Molecule: messenger RNA, 610 nt
Organism: Octopus sinensis (East Asian common octopus)
Lineage: Eukaryota; Metazoa; Mollusca; Cephalopoda; Octopoda; Octopodidae
Product: H/ACA ribonucleoprotein complex subunit 2-like protein
Exons: 4
Coding region: 139-558 (139 amino acids)
Biological process (GO): snRNA pseudouridine synthesis; rRNA pseudouridine synthesis
Cellular component (GO): box H/ACA snoRNP complex; nucleolus
Molecular function (GO): box H/ACA snoRNA binding
Source: RefSeq, a predicted model, not a curated record